Capra hircus (goat) is the source of this 966-nucleotide messenger RNA. Its product is annotated as NKG2D ligand 1-like. NCBI's taxonomy places the organism in Eukaryota, Metazoa, Chordata, Mammalia, Artiodactyla, Bovidae. The record is from RefSeq and is a predicted model, not a curated record. The coding region runs from base 144 to 776 and encodes 210 amino acids. The transcript has 3 exons. Gene Ontology annotation, biological process: positive regulation of T cell mediated cytotoxicity; antigen processing and presentation of endogenous peptide antigen via MHC class I via ER pathway, TAP-independent; antigen processing and presentation of endogenous peptide antigen via MHC class Ib. Gene Ontology annotation, cellular component: external side of plasma membrane.
GUCGGCGGAGGGACCGCCAGGCAGUCAGCUCUUAGGCGGCGGAGGUCCAGACCGCAGCUGCCGGCUAGCGGAAGAGGAUCACAGGUUCUGACUUGGCAGCCUCGCACUCUUGCAAAACUGGGAUCCAGGUGGCAAAGGGAGAGAUGGGUGACUCCAAGAGCAGUCUUGGCUUCCUCGUUUUGCUUCUGAUUGUCUUGUUCAGCGGGACGUCCAGCGGCCCUCUGACCCUGCAGGCCAGGAUGACAUGCUGGCGUGAAGACAAUGGACACACCAGUGCAUCCUGGGAGUUUGGCUUCAAUGGACAACUGUGCCUCCUCUUUGAUUCGGAGAAUGGACACUGCACAAUGCUUCAUCCUGGAGGGAGACAGAUGAAAGAGAAAUGGGAGAAUGACAGGGCUGUGACGGACUUCUUCAAGAAGGUCUCCAUGGGAGACUGUCGGGCCUGGCUUCGGGCUUUCUUGGUGCACUGGGAGAAAAUGUUGAAGACCUCGGGAGGCGGUGCUCCCAGGAAGCCCAACAGGUGCUCUUUUGGCCUGAGGACUCAGUCUCUGCUUGGCCGCCUUUGUUCUCCUGCGUUCACUUUAGAGCCAGGAGAUGAGACCCAGGAAUUCGGAGCCGGCCUUCCAGUUAUGAUGACAAGGUGGCUGCACUGUCUCCUGUCUCUUGUCACAUCUGGUGAACAGCCUCCUGAGUCUCUCUUUUUUUCCAGCCUAUUUUACCUCUUUCUCUUGGUGCUAAAUGAUGGAAUCCCUGCACUGAAAUGUUCAACUACUUGAACAGGAAAUCUCAAAUAGGACAUUUUCUGUCUUCUAGUUUGUGAAAAAUCAGACUCUUCUCUGUAUGGGAAUCUCAUUGUUGCAAAUGAUGAUAAUGGGAGAAAAAUACCAUCUGCUUUUACAGGACUCAGGGAUUCUUUGUAUGUUCAGAAAAACAACUUUAGAGUAUUUUCAACAAAAUAAAAUAUUG